UUAAAACUUUAAUAACUGAACAACUAACUAUUCAAUUCUUUUGCAAUUCAACAUGGAAACACCUGUAAUACUUAGCUUACCUCUCGAGAAAGGAAAAUCUCAGCGCGAGAUCGUCCAAAAGACCCAAGUGCCUAGAAAGACUGUACGUCGCAUUUUUAAGCAAGAACAUAGCCGCAGAGAGCGUAAAAAGAAGUACUCGAAAUCUCAUUUAAUGUCUAUAAGAACGAUACGCUAAUGCAUUUGCACUAUCUCAAAAAAUUGGUUUUCUCGCAGAAUAAACUUUUCGAGCCUUAAAACCUUAUUACGGCUCGCUCCCU
Messenger RNA from Mollisia scopiformis, 317 nucleotides. RefSeq lists its product as uncharacterized. Lineage: Eukaryota; Fungi; Ascomycota; Leotiomycetes; Helotiales; Mollisiaceae. The transcript is spliced from 2 exons. The annotation marks the transcript as partial. The record is from RefSeq and is a predicted model, not a curated record.